Syngnathus acus (greater pipefish) is the source of this 4985-nucleotide messenger RNA. RefSeq names its product thrombospondin 1b (gene thbs1b). Gene Ontology annotation, biological process: cell adhesion; negative regulation of angiogenesis. The transcript has 23 exons. Bases 253 to 3756 code for a protein of 1167 amino acids. Gene Ontology annotation, cellular component: extracellular region. Gene Ontology annotation, molecular function: protein binding; calcium ion binding. The record is from RefSeq and is a predicted model, not a curated record. NCBI's taxonomy places the organism in Eukaryota, Metazoa, Chordata, Actinopteri, Syngnathiformes, Syngnathidae.
ACUUUGUCCCCCUUCAGCUUAUAAGGGGCUUUUUAUUGCGACUGAUCACAUUCAGGACUCAUUUUUCUCCAUAAAAUGUCUCAAUGUUGCUGAUGUCCAGUGGACCUUUUGUUUUAUUUUCCCCCAAAAUAUUAGGCCUACAUACCAAUUCCUAAGGAUUAUUUCCGGAUUUUUAUUAUUUUUGUAAUUUCCCCCUCUAAUUUUUAUCGAUUCUUUGGAUUUUUUCUAAACAGGUAGUUAAGUUGUCUCAUCAUGAAGCUGACGGGGAUAUUUUUGUUAUUGAUGCUUUGGACUUGUGAAGCGGCCAGAAUAGCAGAGAGUGGAGAAGACAACAGCGUGUACGACUUGUUCGAGUUGGUCCAAGUCCCUAAGAAGAACCACGGAGUGAAUCAGGUGAAAGGAGACGAUCCGUACAGCCCCGCCUACAAGAUCCUCAACCCGGACCUGAUCCCCCCGGUCCCCGAGCGCGCCCUCCGGGACCUGAUCGACUCCAUCCACGCCGAGAGGGGCUUCCUCUUGCUACUCAACUUCAAGCAAGCCAAACGCACCCGGGGUAGCCUCCUGACCAUAGAGAAGAAGGACGGUUCCGGUCCAGUAUUUGAAAUCGUGUCCAAUGGGAAGGCGAACACUUUGGACAUUGUUUUCUCCACCGAGAAGAAGCAGCAUUUGGUCUCCAUCGAAGAUGCGGAUCUCGCCACUGGCCAUUGGAAGAACAUCACGCUGUUUGUGCAGGAGGACCGGGCUCAACUUUACGCAGGAUGCGAGGAGGUCAACAACGCCGAGCUGGACGCGCCGAUCCAGAGCAUCCUGACCCAGGAGACGCCUGCAAGUGCGCAACUCAGGAUCGGGAAAGGUGCCGUGAAGGAUCGUUUCAUGGGGGUCCUUCAAAACGUGCGCUUCGUUUUUGGAACAAGCUUGGACGCCAUCCUCCGCAACAAGGGAUGCCAAAGUUCGCCAGAUUCAAUGAUCAUCGAGAAUCUUAACGGCUCCUCAGCUAUCAGGACGGAGUACACUGGUCAUAAAACCAAAGAUCUGCAGAUGGUCUGUGGCUUCUCCUGUGAGGACCUGGUCAGCAUGUUCAAGGAGCUUAAGGGUCUUGGUGUGGUGGUGAAGGAGCUGUCCAUUGAGCUCCGCAAACUGACAAACGAGAACAAGCUGAUUAAAACUCGCAUCGGCAUCCAUAGCGGAGUCUGCAUCCAUAACGGCAUCGUGCACAAAAAUAGAGACGAGUGGACCGUCGACGACUGCACCGAGUGCACUUGUCAGAACUCGGCAACAGUGUGUCGCAAGAUCUCAUGUCCCCUAAUUCCGUGUGCUAACGCAACUGUUCCAGAUGGAGAGUGUUGCCCACGCUGUGGAACACCGAGCGACUAUGCAGAGGACGGCUGGUCGCCGUGGUCUGAAUGGACCCAUUGUUCCGUGUCAUGUGGGCGGGGCAUCCAGCAGCGUGGACGAUCUUGUGAUCGUAUCAAUAAUAACUGCGAGGGCACCUCCGUGCAGACUCGGGAUUGCUACCUCCAGGAGUGUGAUAAGCGCUUCGAGCAGGAUGGCAGCUGGAGCCAUUGGUCACCGUGGUCCUCGUGCUCGGUUACCUGCGGGGCCGGUGUCAUCACUCGAAUCCGUCUCUGCAAUUCCCCAACCCCCCAACUUGGAGGCAAGGACUGUGUGGGAGAAGGUCGCCAAACGGAAAAGUGUCAAAAGUCUUCAUGCCCGAUUAACGGCAACUGGGGACCCUGGUCGCCGUGGGAUACGUGCACCGUUACAUGUGGAGGCGGAGCGCAAAUUCGUAAACGCCUAUGCAAUGACCCCGCGCCACAAUACAACGGCAAAGACUGCGUUGGUGACGGGAAAGAAACUCAGACGUGCAACAAGCAAACAUGUCCAAUUGAUGGAUGCCUAUCAAAUCCUUGUUUCGCUGGGGCCAAGUGCACCAGUUACCCUGACGGCUCCUGGAAGUGUGGAAAAUGUCCCGUCGGUUAUACCGGCAAUGGAAUCAAAUGUAAAGACCUUGAUGAGUGCAAGGAAGUUCCCGAUGCUUGCUUCGAGUUCAACGGUGUGCACCGCUGUGAGAACACAAAUCCCGGCUACAAUUGUCUUCCCUGCCCACCGCGUUACUCAGGACCUCAACCAUUUGGUAAAGGUGUGGAGCAAGCUGCUGCUACCAAACAGGUAUGCUCUCCUCGAAACCCAUGCCUGGAUGGAAGCCACAACUGUAACAAGCACGCACGCUGUAACUACCUCGGGCAUUUCUCGGAACCGAUGUUCCGAUGCGAGUGCAAACCAGGCUAUGCUGGCAAUGGACACAUAUGUGGAGAAGACACCGAUCUGGACGGUUGGCCCAAUGCUGACUUGGUUUGUGUGGAGAAUGCCACCUACCACUGCAAAAAGGACAACUGCCCCAACCUGCCCAACUCUGGACAAGAAGAUUACGAUAAGGACGGCAUUGGAGAUGCUUGUGACAUUGAUGAUGACAACGAUGGCAUUCCUGAUGACAGAGACAACUGUCCGUUCAUCUUCAACCCGAGGCAGUACGACUACGACCGCGACGACGUCGGCGAUCGUUGUGACAACUGCCCUUAUAAUAGCAACCCCGACCAAACCGACACGGACAACAACGGAGAAGGAGACGCCUGCGCCGUGGACAUAGAUGGAGAUGGCAUACUUAACGAAAAGGACAACUGUCCCUAUGUGUACAAUGUGGACCAGAGAGACACAGAUUUGGACGGGGUGGGAGAUAUGUGCGAUAACUGCCCUCUGGAACAUAAUCCCGAUCAGGUGGAUUCAGAUGAUGAUCGUGUGGGAGAUAAGUGUGACAGCAACCAGGAUAUUGAUGAGGACGGACACCAGAACAAUCUGGACAACUGCCCGUACAUCCCCAAUGCUAAUCAGGCUGAUCACGACAAGGACGGCAAAGGAGACGCAUGUGACCACGACGACGACAACGACGGCAUCCCGGAUGACAAGGACAAUUGCAGACUGGCACAUAAUCCCGACCAGCUUGACUCAGAUGGUGAUGGCCGUGGAGAUGCGUGUAAAGACGAUUUUGACCAAGACAAUGUUCCAGAUAUCUACGACGUGUGUCCAGAGAACUUUGACAUUAGCGAGACAGAUUUCCGCAAAUUCCAAAUGGUUCCUCUAGACCCUAAAGGCACUUCCCAGAUCGAUCCCAACUGGGUGGUUCGUCACCAGGGUAAAGAACUCGUUCAAACCGUCAACUGUGACCCUGGAAUUGCUGUUGGAUACCAUGAGUUCAAUGCCGUGGACUUCAGUGGGACCUUCUUCAUCAACACCGAGAGGGAUGAUGACUAUGCCGGCUUUGUGUUUGGUUACCAGUCGAGCUCCAGGUUCUAUGUGGUCAUGUGGAAGCAGAUCACUCAGACCUACUGGUCCAACAAACCCACAAAAGCCCAAGGCUACUCUGGCUUGUCAAUCAAAGUGGUCAAUUCCACCACUGGCCCAGGAGAACAUCUCAGGAAUGCCCUGUGGCAUACCGGGAAUACCCCAGGACAGGUCCGCACCCUCUGGCAUGACCCUAAGAAUGUCGGAUGGAAAGAUUACACCGCCUACAGAUGGCAUCUGAUCCACAGACCAAGAACGGGCCUUAUCAGGGUUGUCAUGUACGAAGGAAAGAAGAUCAUGGCAGAUUCUGGUAGCAUGUAUGACAAAACAUAUGCCGGCGGCAGGCUAGGUCUUUUUGUCUUCUCCCAGGAGAUGGUUUACUUCUCAGACCUCAAGUAUGAGUGUAGAGAUGGAUAAACGCACAGCGCUAGAUGUUCUGAGGAAUGCACCUUUUAGUAGUAUGAACUAUUUUUUUAUUCUCUCAUUAAAUCCAGGGACUGAAUUAUCUCCACAAUGCUUUCUUGUGCAAUGCGUGCAAGGGCAUGUGGGCGGCCUUAGGGGUAACGUGAAGCCGCUUUGGGCCCAAAACCAAAUGGCUGAGUACCGUUUGAGGAUCAGAGUGCCCUUCUCCUCCACCCUUCCGCGAGAGUGGGGAAAGCUGGAGAGAAAAAGGAAAAUAUUCCCCUCCCUCCCUCCCUCCCACCUUUGCCUGUAGGACACCGGCACCUUUCUGUCCCAGCUCUCCUUACUUUCUGAAAGACCUCAUUCAUUUCUGUGCGACUCGAGCUCCCCGUAGACAACUAUGCACUUCCAAACUUUUUUUUUUAACAUCCUCUCAGCUUUUUCUCUUCAGCCUUCCUCACCUUCUCACCCUCCAGAUGGACAUCCCAAAGAAAAGACUGAGUAUAUAUAUAUUCCAUUUGCUUUACCAGGUUGCAUAGAUACUUUUGGAGGACUCAGAUGAUGGCAGCAGUAACAUUUUAGGAAUCUGUUGUAGUUUGCGUUCAUGCUUGUGCGUACCUAAGACUCCAUGAAAACCCAAGAAAAGGAGAAAUGUUAUCCAAAAAUCAACAUAGUACAAUAUGCAAAAUGGAAUUGUGUCAGUCCUGAAUUGUUUAACAACUCUCAGGUAAAAUGAGCAUCUUGUAAAAAAAAAAAAAAAAAAAAAAGAAGAAAAAAGUCUGCAUUCCCUCCAUCAUGUCAAGAACAAGACUUAUUAAUUUCAUCUUUUGAGGUUUGAAUUUGGUAUGAUGUAAAUACAUGUAAUUUAUUGACUCUUGCCUACAGUGUAGGCAAAAAAAAAUAAUACUUUGAAAAAGUACAAAAUCGAUCUGAUAAACAGUAAGAAAAUUAGGAGUCAUCAGGUUUCAGAAACUGGAUGUGUUGCUCUUAUCAAAUCCAAAUUCGCAUCUCGCAAAUAAUUCUGGUUUGGUUUUGAUACAACUAUUUAGCAUGUAGCGAAACGAAUUAAAUGAUGUACAAAUAUUACCUCAUUGCAGUUGAUCAACACAAACAUUUAUUUUUCCUUGAAAGAAUUGUAAAUUGAAUAACAACCAGCUCCCAAAACGACCCCAGCAAGAAGGCCAGUAAAAUGGGAGAUGUCUUCUUCUUCUUCUUCUUUUUAAUUAAAGAAUAUUUUUGCUUUA